CAUGUCAGUCAGUUAGCUGCGAUCGUUCGUCUUGUGCGGACGUCUUGUUGCGGUCUCGGCCAUAGCUGCCCUCUCUUGUGUACAAACAAACUGAACUUCUGGUCUGAGAGCCGACCCCACUUUGAUGUGAAAAACACAGGAUCAUCCAAUUCGAAUGAUCUCAGUGUCACAUGUGAUUAUUCACCUAGUGCAAUGACAACAUAAAGGAUUACACGGUAUACUGAAUAAAAGGAAGUGAAGAGGCGAAGGAGCGACAGAAGAAGAAAGAAAAACAACAGUUACGGGGAAAGGAUAUUACACUUAACGAAUAGACCAAGAGCGGUACCAUUUUGUGUGAUAUGCGAUAAGAUAAGAGCAAGUGGGUAUUAUCGAGUAUUUUCGGCGGCGAUUCAGUGCGAAACAUGAAACGGUUGAAGAAACGUGAUGGCGAGGUAUCGCCCACGACGACGACGAAGAAGAUGACAAGCCCGAAUUCAAAUCGGGUGAACUUGAAUUGUUUUACAAUGGUCCUAACGUGCACGUUCCUCCUUGGUCUGAUGCACCUGACGGUCGGCGAAAGGAUGUCGAACAUCGUCUUGGUAAGCAGAGACCUGAACAAAGCCCUGAUGGAGGUUCUUGCCGGCAUUACUGACAUCAACUACACUGAAAUCCAAACUCGCAACGACUACAAUAGCUCUACCUACUUUAAUCCACGGGGGAUGGCGGUCCUCUACAACAUCACCACUAAAUACAUCAAAGCCAUUAGCAUCAAUUUCCUGCCCACAGAUCUGAUCAGUUUCGAAGAGGAUGGCAAAAUCAACAUCACUGAUGAUUAUCAAAAGAUCUUGCUAAAUUACUGGCCGCUCAUCACAUUUUUAGUAGUUCUGGUUGCAUUCGCUCUGUUUAUGCCAAUUUGUGGUCUCUGCUUUUGGUGCUGUCGUUGUUGCGGUAAUUGUGGAGCAACGACCAAGUCUUACGACAAGAAGAGUGAUCUCUGCAAGAAGCUGAUAUUUGCAACUCUGCUCAUCGGUCUCGGAACUUUGAUCCUGUUCGGCGUUGUUUGUGCCUUUGUCACUAAUCAACAUAUGCAGGAUGGAACCGAAUCCCUUACCAAAAACUUGAGAAUCAGCGUGGACGAUACUAAUUCUUACAUACAUUCUACUAAAGAUCAGAUCAAUGUACUACUCGACGCUAAUUUUGCGCAGUUCAGUGACGCACUGUUCGACACUUUAAACAACGCAAGUAGUAUACUGUUCGAGAAACUAACUGAGGUGUCUAAGGCGGCUUCAAUAAAGGAUGCCGGAAAAAUGAUUGAUACAUUGAAAACCGUGAAAGCCAAUUUGAAGAAGAUAAAGGUAUUGACCAAUGAGUUACGGGUCGAUGCUUCGCAACUAAACGAUGCUAUGCGAAAAUUGAAAAAAGAUCUGUUUGCCGCUUUGAAAACCUGUGAACAAGAAAGCGAUUGUUCGCAACUAUUAGAAAAUUAUGUGAGCAAAUUAGGCACAACCAUUGACUUCGAUAGUUUCCUGGACAGGUAUUUUCCCAGGAUUCCAGAUAUGACUUCCUCUAUAAAUAAAUUGGACAAAGAUUUAGACCAACAGUUUGUAGAGUCUAUAUCGAAAGGAAUCACAGAGCUUAAUGGAAUACAAACUAAUAUAGAAUCUAAACUGACGACUAAGCUGGAUGAUCUGAAGAAAGCUGUUAAAGAUUCUGGCGAUGAUAUUAAAAAACAGUCAACUGACAUCACAAAAUCAAUGGAUGAGACAGCUUCAAAAUUAAAUAAAGCGACAAAGAAGGCAUUGAAUGUUGCUGAUAAAUAUAUCAAAGAAUAUUCAAAGUACAGAUUCUACAUUGGUCUGGGCGUAAGUGUCGUGCUGCUGCUCAUAGCCCUCUGCAUUUCACUCGGUUUAGUCUGCGGUAUUUGCGGUAAAAAGGCAUCCGACAUUGAUGAUGACUGUUGCAACAAAGGAGCUGGUAGUAAAUUCUUAAUCAUAGGAGUAGCCAUAAUGUUUCUUUCUGCCUUCUUUUUGGUGAUAGUUCUUCUUGCUCAUUUCAUUGCCGUUGUACCGCAUCGAAUGGUAUGUGAACCGAUGCGAGAUCCUCAAAUGAACGAGGUAUUAAUCUUCUUGGACAAAGCAAUUCGCUGGGAUAAGAAUAUUGGACUUAACAUCACGCUACAAAAAAUGAUUCCAGACUGUUAUAAUAAUAAGAGCGCCUAUCACGUGUUCAAUUUGAAAGAAAAAUUCGAUUUGGAAAAAAUUGGAGAUUUUAUACAUGAUUUUCAAAUCGACGAAUUGCUUAACCAAUUGGAAAAAGAAUUGCAAAUCGACGGCGUCACCCUCUUAAAAGAUGAAGAUCUAGAUAAAUUACAAAAAUUAACUUUGGAAAAUAAUUUUAGCAAGGUUAUCUCUGAGCUAAGCAUUAACUUCACUAAUGUGGAUUUGGGAGAAUUCAGUAACGCGAUCGAUGUUGUUAUUAAAAAUUUAAAGGAAAAGGGAGAGACAGAAAUUGUCACAUCUUUGACUACAAUUAAAUUGCACAUCGAUACCUACAUUGAAAAGGUUUUCAAUCCAAUGAAGAAGCACGCUGACGAAGUCAUAAAUCUAGCCAAUACCACCGAUUAUGCAAUGAGAUUCGGCAAAGACAGUUUUGAAGAAGCAAUCAAAGACCUCGUCGAUAACAUAAAAUACGCGCAAGAUUACUUGACAAACAACGGUACCAUAGAGAUUAAAUCGAUUACUAAGCAAUUUUCAACUACUAUCCUGGAUCAAGCAAAGAAUUACACGACUAGGAUCAUUUACCAUUUUGAACAAAAAAUAGGCGAUUGCGGUCCGGUAGCUUUAGUGCUCAACGGUACUUUAACUGCAACAUGUGACAACAUCUUAGCUCCAAUGAACGGAUUUUGGUUCAGUAUCUUUUGGUGCCUGGUUCUCUUCAUACCGACAAUCAUUAUUUCUGUUAAAUUGGCCAGCGUUUAUCAGAAACGCGAUCAAUACAGGGCCUGCGAAUCCGAUUAUUUGUAUGAUGCAUUUGAUCGAGAAAGCGUCCCGUUGGCUCGGACCAAAGCCAACAAAAAAAAGCAGAAGAAGAAGCGAGGCGAUAACAGAGCUUAUAUGCCUGAUAGGGAUCGUAGGCACGACUAUCCAGGCGGAUCCCAUCACGAGGACACCAGAUAUGCGGAUAUGGCUCCCAAAAAUUAUGGAGACUUUCCGAAUGGCGGCCCGCCCCAAUACGAGAGAGCCCCCACCGAAUACGAAAGACCUCCUCCAUACUACUACCAGGGUUCCGGGGACCAUUAAACAGACUGAGAAUUCUGAGCUAUGUGAACAAAACGAUGGGAUAAUAACAGACUGAGACUCGACUAUGCUUUAUAAGCAGCAUGGAAAGAAAACCCGUUUCUUUCCUUCCCUUCAUAUUUUACUUUAAAAUUUAAAUUUAAGUUAAUGGUUUGCGUAACAGUAUAACUGAUAAACAAACAACCAGUAAAUUUCCCUUAACAGACGACACUCAUCCUCCAAUUUCAUUAGACACUAAUCGGCGGUGAGUUUGCUCAAAAGAGGUUUUAUAUAUAAGUUUUUAAUUAUUGUAAUUCCGAAAUUGAAAGUUAGGGAAAAUAAUGGAACAUAAUGUGAUUGUAGUAGUACGGAGCGUGGAAUAUAUUUACAAUAAUUAUUGAUUAUUAUUACACGGUUUGAUCGUCAACGACGGUUAAGUCCCUUUUUAAAUGUGCAAUUUAUUCCAAAAUCGAUACAAAUUUAUAUUAUAUUCUCUAUAUAUACAUAUAUAAAUGUGAACGUAUAUUAUACAUGUAUUUUAUCAUCACAGGGAAUCAUGUUACAAGUAACGUAGUAAUAUUGUUCAUGAUGUAAUGGGUGUUGUAUGGUGGAAACUUCCCCCCGGCCCCGCCUUCCCACCACUCUUUCUCUCUUCAACACGUUACGGUUAAAUUUCAAGUAUGUCUCGCUGCUCAAAUCCGACGUCGUUUGCAAUUUAAUCGCAACGCCCACCACCGUUCUGUCAAUUUGUUAAAUCGAAUUCAAACCCACUCCUCAAUUAGGUAGACUUUCUUCCAUCUCGACAUAACCAAAUAUUUUAUUUUUUACACAUAUAUCGGAUUCGAUAUUUUAGUUUUUCCGCAACUGCCUAAAUUGCAUUGCAAGUUAGUUUAUUUAGUGUGUA
Nicrophorus vespilloides is the source of this 4158-nucleotide messenger RNA. RefSeq names its product prominin-like protein. The record is from RefSeq and is a predicted model, not a curated record. Lineage: Eukaryota; Metazoa; Arthropoda; Insecta; Coleoptera; Silphidae. Gene Ontology annotation, cellular component: membrane. The transcript has 17 exons. Bases 402 to 3278 code for a protein of 958 amino acids.